Coniophora puteana RWD-64-598 SS2 is the source of this 1072-nucleotide messenger RNA. RefSeq lists its product as uncharacterized. The coding region runs from base 10 to 927 and encodes 305 amino acids. The transcript is spliced from 5 exons. The record is from RefSeq and is a predicted model, not a curated record. NCBI's taxonomy places the organism in Eukaryota, Fungi, Basidiomycota, Agaricomycetes, Boletales, Coniophoraceae.
CUGACUAUCAUGGUCCGCUCAGAAACACCCUCAGCGAGCAGACAGACGCGUAACUCUCGUGGGCAGAGUUUGAGACGCUCUUCACGGCUGAAAGGCGAAGUUCCCGAAACACCAAUUGACGAAGCUCGCCACUUGAGAAACUCAAAAAGAAGAACGAGAGUUCAGGUGGUAGUACCAGCGCUCCCUCGGAUCCGCCGCCCUCAGCCCGUGGGUUUGGGUCGGAUUCGAGCAAGCAAUACAAACCAGAGAGGCAGUCCCGCCCUCUUGGCUCCACCCCCUCGACAUGUUGGAACCAAGGCGCAAGGGUAUGGCAUGGCAGAGGCAUCUCAGCGUAUAAGAGAGUUGCAGGAAGAAUGCGCUCAUUUAGAAUCACAGCUGGCCUGCAUGAGGGAAACGAAGAGUCUACUGACGCAGCAUUCUCUCGAAGACGUAGCAAGUGCCAAGUUGAAGUCACUGGAGGAGCAAUUUAGCUGCGCUCUCUGCUAUGAAGUCAUGGCUUGCCCGUACAUUCUAAACCCUCUGUCUUGUGGUCACUCGUUCUGUGCGUUGUGCGUUUUGAAGUCGCUUUUCUCGCGUCUCCACAGUGCGUGCGGAACUUGGCACGAGUACGUGGAAUGCCCGCUGUGUCGAACGCCCCUAUUUCUAUGUCUGGGAUCGAGCCAGAGCCGAGCAGUUUUCCCUUUCACUCCAAACCGAGCACUUGAUACCGUCAUCGAGAAUGCCGUGGACCUUUUGGAAGCCGAUGUUAAUGGAUUCACGUUAUCGCCAUCAAGCCCUUUGAUGGACUGGGCUGGUGAUGGUUCUGCCAAAACGGAUUGGCUAGACCGGCGAAGGAACGGGCGCGAGGAAAUGAAAUUUCUCACUUCAUCGUGGGCACGCAUGAAGUCGGUGGACUUCGUGUCUUUCAAAUCCCGGCUCGGGGUGUAAGAGAGCAGAAGCCCGAUGACAGCGGUCUUAACGCCUUUCAUCACCAUAACCGCCUUUCGUAAUCUCCCGAGUAUUCUCGGCCCACGUUGUAGCACCAUCUUCAUCAUGUACGAGAGCCGUGCGCUUUUGCCUCGUGUCCGAACAA